AUAACUACUAUUUUUUUUUAAAAGGAAACAACAACUAGCUAUGGCAGAAAAUACAAUUUGUGGGUCUACCCCACCUCAGGGGGCUUUCAAUCCUGGUUAAGAAUGCCUGUUUCUAGGGAAAUGUUUCUGACACAGGUGCAGUUAUUUGAUAUCCAUGGGAGGUGAUGUUUUUUAUAGGGUGCAGAGGUUUGUUACGUUAUAUUUCAAGGUGGAUCUAAAUUUUUCUGACAAUUUGUGACAGUGUAGGCAUGGGGAGGGGUAAAAAAUCUGCAAAAUUUGUGUUAAUUCAUUUAUGUAUUGAACAAUAUUUUCAAAAUGAAAAAUUUUAAUUAAUGCCUUUAAGGCCUAUGGCUUGAAAAAAACAACUAAUUGAUUUGAUACCAAAGUUAUGAUUGUAGGUCCAUUCUACAGAAAGUAAUGAUCAUUUUCAAGAACAAGAAUUAUUUUAGUAUAGCUCUGUUAAUUGAGACAAGUAAGAAAAUAUUAAAGUGAAUAAUAUAAAAACCGGGUAGAGACUUUUUGAGAGAGCUGACACUCCUUGGUCAUAUGAUUUUUCUAAUUUUCAAGCUUUAAUAAACAAUGCCGACAAUGGUAUCCAGAGAGGAAAUGUAGUCAUCAUUCCCAUGUUUUCACUGUUUUGAAACUUAAAUAAAAUUGUUGGAGUAGGGUGGGGAAAAAGAAUUAUUUGCCCAUUCAUGUAGAUAAAUAGAUGCUUACUUAAUACAGUGGUUAUCAUGAAAAUGGCAACUGGUGGAGAAUGUGCGAGAAAUUAAAAACUAGAGUUACGUCAAUUCAAAUUGAUUUAUUUAAAAAAAAAUGAUUAAAAAAAACAGGACAACACAGUAUUGAUUACCAUUCUAUUCUCUUUAAAUGAUAUAUAUCACAACUUAUUUUGACAAAGAAAUGACUGGGACCACAUUUCCCCCAAUGCACAUGCAAUGUUUUUUUUACAUUUUCAAGUUGACCAAAAAUUAAGCAAUAGGCAAUGAUUUGUCACAAACAAAAAAAUAUUUAUUCAAGUUACUAACAUUAUAUACUAGAUUAUGUAAAAUGUCGUUAUAAUUAAAAUUAUCCAAUUUAUAAUUGCAUAACUUAGCUGCUACAAAAUUGCUAUUCUUUACUGUAAAACCUCAAAAUUUGAUUGAAAUUCAGACUGUAAUUGAAUUGUUUUAAUUUAAAAUUUGGGAUUUAUCCAUUUUUAAGAAAGAAGUUGACAUAUUAUAAUUCUCUUACUACCAUGCAGCGAAUAAGAGACUAUUCAUAUUUUUUUUUCUUUUUGCCAUGUUUAAGUGUUAAUAAAAAAAAAAUUGCUUAUAUCUGGAUGCCCAUAAAAUGUGCAUACCGUACUUUAAGUAGUAUUUCUUAAUGUUCUUCACUUACUCAGGUUUAGCCGAGGCCUACUAAUUUGAUCAUUUAAAUUUCUCACACUGAAAUUACUUACUCAUGUUUUGACUUAGGCAACUAAUUUUAAAUUUGUUUAUCCUUAGCAUAGUGUUUUGACUUAGGCAACUACUUUUAAAUUUGUUUAGCUUUAGCAUAAUGUUUUGACUUAGGCUACUACUUUUAACAAAGUUUGGCCUUAGCAUUGGCCAACUUUACAAUUGUCAUCCUUAUUAAUAUAAAUUUUGAUGUCACAAGAUAAUGGUCACUGCCUAGGUUUUCAUGGAAAUUUUCAGUUUAGUUACUUUUAUAUUUCUGGGGAAGAAAUGUAUCAUUUAAAUCUAGUUAAAGAGAAGUGUUCAUCUUCACCAAUUUAUAUGUAGCUGGUCUUAAUUAUCACCCUAAAUAUGAGCAGACACGUAUGAAUUGGUGAAGAUGACAAUGUCCCUUUAAUUAGAUUAAAAUAUUAAUAUUACCCUAAAAUAUUGAUUUUUUAAAUGAAUGAGGGCUUUAAUUUUUAUACUUGAAUCUUUGGUACUGGGACCCAUAUAUUUUGAUGUGAUAUGUUUGUACCAUUAGUGCUUACUGAUCACUGUACUCACAUGUUUUGCUGUAAUCAAUUUUGUUUGCUUUUUAUUAUCCUCAACAGAAGGACAAAGACACAGUUUUAGAUUUCACCAGUCACUUCACAAGUUUUUAUGCCAUUUUUCUUGAUAUUGAUUUUGAGCACCUCGCUGAAGGGUAAGUUUAUUUUAUCCUGCACAAGUAGCUUAGAUACAAUAUGUAAGAUGUUAUUAAAAAAAAUAAAAAUAAAGCAAGUUACUUUAAAUGCACUGCUAUAUGAUGCCAGGAAUACCUUUUCACUCAUGACAAACUGUUGUGAACAAAAUUGUCCACAGCCUCUACAAUCAAAGUCCACUUUUAACCGAACACCCAAAGUCCACGCUACAACACCUUGGUCAGGUUGCUCAAAAAUGUAGCGAGGACACCAUCAAAGAUUUCAAUUUAGAAAGCCUAGACUUGAUGGCAGAAAUCUUGAAGUGCCUUGUCAUUAUAUGCAGGUAGUUUAUAACUUUCCAUCUGUGGGGGAUAAAAACUCUUUUAAUUUUGUUGUUUCUUUUUCAAGACAUAGUGUUAGAAUAGUGGUGACCCCAUGUCAAGUUGAUCACUGAUUGGCUGCUUUGGUGGUUAAAGCUUUUAGCUUGGAGUUUUCCUUCUCCCCAAGAAUAUUUAAGUCGAUUUCCCUUGAUUAUUUGCCCACUGGCAACUCUUUACCUCCAGAACUUACCCGCUAUAGAGCUGUCUAAAUGUUACAAAUAAAUAUAAUGCAUUUUUAAUAAUAUUUUCAGAAAUUUUGAUAAUCUGCUGUUUGUAGCAUCCUAUGAUUUUGUCAAACAAGUCAUAACCCUUGCCCAGGCUGUGAUUUUGUUAAACAAGUCAUAUCCCUUGCCCAUGCUGUGAUUUUGUUAAACAAGUCAUAACCCUUGCCCAUGCUGUGAUUUUGUCAAACAAGUCAUAACCCUUGCCCAUGCUGUGAUUUUGUUAAACAAGUCAUAACCCUUGCCCAUUCUGUGAUUUUGUCAAACAAGUAUAACCCUAGCCCAGGCUGUGAUUUUGUCAAACAAGUCAUAACCCUUGCUCAGGCUGGGUUUUUGUCAAACAAGUCAUAACCCUUGCUCAGGCUGUGAUAUUGUCAUACAAGUCAUAACCCUUGCCCAUGCUGUGAUUUUGUCAAACAAGUCAUAACCCUUGCCCAUGCUGUGAUUUUGUCAAACAAGCCAUAACCCUUGCAACAAUUUGUUCACAUUUUUAUUUUCUUCUUCUUUUUUUUAUAUUUAAGGGCACACGAUAAAUGUGUUGAUCAUUCUGGCUACGGUUUGAAUUCAGAGUUUGUCUUCUCUUGGAUGAGUUGCCAUCCAAGGCUAGCGAGUACCAUCCACUCGGGGUGCAUGGGAUGUUGGCUUUGUUGGGCAUUGAACUCCAGACCACCAGCUAUUUGGUUUGAGACAGUUUAAACUGCUCAGCCACCCAGCACCUAUUUCUGCUUUAAAAUUAAAGUUAGAAUUUAUAUUAACAUCUUCUUUAACUGAAAAUCUCAGAAAAAUUCACAAUUUUAUCCAAACAUAGAAUAUAUUGAGGCUGAUUCUUAGUUUUCACCCCGUGACGUCAUUUGCAUGUUUUUUAUAGUUGCAAUGAAUUAGGGUUCAGGUUAGGCAGAAGGAUCGAUUUAGGAACACAUUAAUGACAAAAUUAACUUGUUGUGUCAACCAAGAUGGCAGCCAUCGCGUGACGUUUUCUAAUAAUUUACCGAUAUUGAUAUUUAUAACAUAAGAUCAUUUUAUAUAAACCUACAAAGAGUGAUUUAAAUUAUAAUUUUUCAUACGCACACACACACACACACACAGCUUGGAUGUCAUGUAAAAACAUGUUUGAAUUUUGUUAUUUUCUUCUUACCUGUCAUCCCUUCAGAAAUUUGUCUUUAAUAAUUUUUUUAUCAUAGUUACAAAUUGAAUCUUGUUACUUGAAAUAGGGACAAAAAACUCAAAUAAUGGUUUCUUGUUUUUAUCAUCUCAGCGCCAGGUUGAGGUUCCUGAUGUGUUUUCCAGCUACAUGCAAGUCAUGCUGGAGAUCAGCUCAAAAUUCCAGGGGCCGGAAAUACUUAUCUUAGUCGUUUGGUAGGUUCCUGCGUCUGAAGGAGUCUUUGCUUUAAUUAUGAUUAUUUAGUUUUCAAUUUGAAGUGACUCUAACGUGUAGUUAAAUUAUGGACUUAUUAAUGGAAAGAAAGUCGGUGGAGCUCCCAAGCUUAAGGGUGUGUGCAUGUGUAUUACUUUAUUGCUAUUUGGUAUAUGCAUUUGUGGUAUUCCCAUGCCAAUUAAUAUAUUUAAUCUCCAUGCUAAUAGAAGUGGCACCGGGAAGAAUGAGUGGCACCGGACAUCACAGGGUGUGGACAACGGCAAUGUGAGCUGAUGACAGCAACAGGACAGAGAAGCGGCACAGAGGUAGGUGUAUAUAUUUUUAUUUUAUACAUGUUAAGAGGUUUAUGUUUGUGUCUUAUUCUUUGCUAAUUGGUGCAUGUUUGUGGGUUUUUCCCAAGCUUAUAGUUGUAUGUAUGUGUAUUAUUUUAUUGCUAAUUGGUAUAUGUAUCUGUGUAAUCCAUAUACCAAAUGAUAUGUGUUAUAGCCAUGCUAAUUGGUUUAUGUAUGUGUUAUUUCCAUGUUAAUAGGAGUGGCACCGGGAAGAAUGAGUGGCACUGGACAUCACAGAUUGUGGACAAUGGCAUUGGGAGUGGAUGAAGGCACUGUGAGUGGACGAUGGCAUUGGGAUUGGACGAUGGUACUGUGAGCGGAUGAUGGCAAUGGAAGCAGACGAUGGAACUGGGAGCGAACAAUGUCACUGGAAGAGGAAUAUGGCACUGACAUCAGACGACAGCAUUUGAAGCGAAAGAAGGCAUCAGAACAGAAGAGCUGCACAAGAACGGCGAAGCUUUACUGACUUAGGUGUAUCUGUGUUUAUUAUAUCUGUUUAUUGGCAUAUGUUUGUUUUUUUUCCAUGCUGAUUGGUAAGUGAACUUGUGUUACUCCAUGCUAUCUAGUAUAUAAAUGUUAUUCCCAUGCUAAUUGACAUAUGUAUGUGUGUUUUCCCCAUGCUAAUUGGUGUAAGUUUGUGUAUUAUUGCAUCGUUAGUUAGUAUAUGUAAGUGUGUUAUUCACAUACCGAUUUAUAUAUGUAAAUUUUAUUUUCAUACUAACUGGUUCAUGUAUGUGUUAUUUUUAAUGCUAAUUUUUGUAAGUAAAUUUGAUUGUCCAUUCCAAUAGAUGUAAGCAUGUGUCUUAUUUGAUAAUAAUUGGUGUAUGUUUAGGUGUUUUUCCCAAUGCUUAUUGGUCUAUUUA
This is a messenger RNA of Lymnaea stagnalis (great pond snail), 5269 nucleotides long. Lineage: Eukaryota; Metazoa; Mollusca; Gastropoda; Lymnaeidae. The record is from the annotation of a GenBank genome assembly.